Messenger RNA from Dermochelys coriacea (leatherback sea turtle), 5342 nucleotides. RefSeq names its product chromosome 2 C18orf21 homolog (gene RMP24). Bases 225 to 881 code for a protein of 218 amino acids. NCBI's taxonomy places the organism in Eukaryota, Metazoa, Chordata, Testudines, Dermochelyidae. The record is from RefSeq and is a predicted model, not a curated record. The transcript has 5 exons.
GAUUUUGGACGGCGCCCCGCCGCAAGGGGCGGGGCCAACCCUAGCAGCGUCCCGGCCCGACGGGCUCGUUCUCCUUCCCGCCGGCCCGCGGGGAGGCCGGAACGUUUGUGCCGCGGCUGCCGUUUCCGCCGGGACCCUGCAGCGCGCUUUCCCGCCGGAAGGAAAGGCGGCGGCGUCUGGGCCGGUCGCCGCGGGGUGUGCGCGCGCCUCUGGCUCUCGCGGGGAUGUCCAGGCGCCGGCGGUUCCUGGAAGGGGCGGCUCGGGCGCUGAUGGGCACGUGCCCGGCUCAGGCCCGGUUCCUGAUGUGGACGCUUCGUUCUGAAAAAGAUAACAAAACCAACAGAGAAAGGAUAUGCCCUUACUGUUUCCAGUUUCUGGUUCCUGAUAACCACAGAGUACGUCUCAAAGCCAAGAUGAAACUGACCCCACGGAUACAGAAACUUCUUAAUCGGGAGGCAAAGAACCAUAAACUCAAUUUGAAACAGACAAAACUUUUGAAAAAGUACAAGGACUCAAGAAGUGUUCAGCUGGUUACUUGCAACACAUGCAACAAAACAACAAGACAUCAUGGUAAAAGCAGAGAUUUUCUGGCAACAGCAACAAGCCGUUCUGGUACUCCGAAGAGUAGACCAGACCCAAAGACUCUGAUAUCUGCAAACAAAACGACACCCUUAAACCACAGUAAAUCUGGAUCUAAAAGCAAGAGUCCAGCAUCAACUUUCAGAACAUGCAUGGCUGGACAGUCACCAUCCAGUUCUUUGCCCAAGACUCCCAAAAACUCUAAAUUUCACUUUACUCAGCUAAAACGGUUGCUUAAUCUUGAAGAAAAACAAAAGAGCCAGAAGAAGAUGGACCUGAAAAACUUCUUGUCUUCACUUUGAAAUACUGAAUAAUUACAAUAGUCAUGAUAAUGGUUACAACAGUAGUGGUAAAAUUGGGCCAGUAAAUGAACUAAAUUAAUGGCUGCCUUAUUGUUUUAUAAACUUAGAAACAAUUUUUUGUUAAUACUGGUUUAAUUUCUGGCUGUGUUAAGGCCUUCAGCAUGUAGGGGAGAUUUAAAUACAUUGUUUGGAAACAGUCUCUGUACUUUUAUAUGGAUUGCCUACCGGAGGAUAUUGCUGGAAUAAUAAGGUAAUAAGCCACGUCUUGGAAGCCUGAACUUGUAUCACAAUCUUUAAUGGCUCAGGAAUUAAAAGCCAAAAUCUGUUCUUGGACCAGAUUGGCUUGCACUGUAGCAAUCAGUGUAAUGGUUUUUAAAAUAGGAUCCUGUACCACAGUAGAACUUGCAGAGGAUCUGCUUAUUUCUAAUUCUUUCCAGAUCUGUGCUGUGAAUGCGGUGGGUUUGUUUGUGAGUUUUACUCAGGACUUUCUCUGUGACUGUGCAGAUCUGUGACUAAAACUGAUUUCCAAAGGAAAUCUGUGCGGUCAUCUUAAUGAACUGACAAAGUAAUUCUGAAACAUUCCUGCUUAAUGCUAUUCAGCAAAAGUAAGUCUUAUUCUGAAAUUUCUGAAGUUGAUAGCUCCAGUUUUCCAUGUGGAAAGAAAAUUAAUUAUUUGUUUUUACAUACAAAUAGUUUUACAAUGAAAAAUUUCUCUUUCUGUAAGUUGUAUAAAGUUUAUUCCUUUCUGUUUCAGUCCUCAUUCUUGUUUUGGUACCAGUAAAGCAACAAAUAAAAUGAUUCAACUUGUCCCUUGAAGUGCAUCUGGCUUAUUUUUAUCCAAUUAAAAACCACUUUCCAACAAAUACAAGUUGGUAUAUUUAAAAAAAACAUUUCAGGGAAGGCAGAGCUUGUUGCAAAUCUUAGUUUUAAUCUCAUAAGGACUGAUAAGUAUGUAAUAUUCAUAUGAAUCUUCUGGAAAUGGGUCAUGUGGCUGAAAUACAUAGUAAAAGUGAUUUGGAAAGCCCUUCCUUCACUUUAGGCUUAACUCAAAUAUAUGUAGGGUCAAUUUUUAACAAUUUUUCUGGUAACUAUGCUUUUACAAUUCAUUGUGCUGUUUUUCCUCUCUGUAGAGCUAUGUAUUUAUUUACAUGGGUCACUUUAUGGCUUGUCCUCUGAUGCCUUUACUAAUUCUUUAGUUUCGUUGGGAAGAAAAAUUUAUAUUGUAAAGCAGUAUUUUAAAAGGUUUGUAUUGUAAAAUCUUAACUGUAAAUAAUUUUAAAUUUUUUUCAUAAGUGUGUGGUACUUCUGGAUGCUGUGUCACUGUAGGAUUGAAACAUGACUAUUAAUAUUGCCACUGUUAGACAAUUGCAACACAUUUUAUACAAAGUAUGUUAGGUAAGGUAUCAAUGAAAAAGUCACAAUCUAUCAUCUUUGGAUCUAAUGUGAAAUUUCUUUAUAUCCCAUUUCUCACCCAUAACAAUUUUACAUUCAACACAAAGACUUUGUCCAAACCAUGGGAACGGCCACAAGUACUAGGAUGAUUCCCAAAUGUGCCAACUUCUUCAUGGGCCACAUUGAGGAAGCAUUUCUGGACAAGUAUACCACAAAACCAGUGAAGAUCCCCGAGAUACAUCAAUGAUAUUUUCUUUGGACAGAUGACCUAAACUUCAUAAAAGAUUUCUACCACAAUUUCAACAACCACUCCCCAUUCUUUAAACUCUCUCCCACAUUAGCAUCAACUUUCUGAACGCCACAAUCAGCUUCAACCAUGAAACCCUACAGACAAGAAACCUAAAGUUCAUCAUAUUUACCUUCACAGAUCCAGUAAAUACCCCAAAUCCACCAAGAAAUUUAUCUACAGCCAGACGCUCUCAUACCAUAGAAUAUGGUAUGGAGAAAGUCUGGGAUAUACGCGUUAACACACUUAAAACUGCCUACACCAAACAAGGACACUCCACUAGAGAAGUAGAUCACGUCCUGGAAUGGGCCACUCAAAUACCUUAAAAGAACAUGCUUUAACAAAUAAACCUCCCUGUUACAAUUACAACCCAUACUUAAUGGGGUCCUCAUCCUAAAGAAAUAUUUCCUGAACCCCCUCUGUUGGCCUUCAGACAACCCUCCCAACCUCUCCAAGCUCAUAAUCAGAAGUAGCUCCACACAGACAAGGAUACACCAACUGAAAACCACCAGAUCCUUCCAGAACAACAGAUGCAAAACCUGUACAUGUCAACAGCUACAAUGAUCAAUAAUCCCCACAACACACCUUUCAAGAUCCAUGCCUAUACCUAUAUGUGCCUAUCACAAUAUAUGGUGUACCUCUUCCCGUGCACUAAAUGCCCCAAUAACAACUUAGUGGGUGAAAUGAGACAAUCAGUAUGCUCCAAAUGAACUCACACAGAAAAACGAUAGGGUGUUUUAUCACCUGUGUGUGUGAACACUUUUUCACAAAGUGUUCACUCUAUAUCUGACCUCUCAAUGCUCAUCCUCAAAGGAAGCCUGCACAACACCUUCAAAAGAGAAGCCUGGGAGUUUAAAUUCAUAACUUUCCUAGACACUAAAAAUCAUGGACUGAAUAUGAACACUGGAUUUAUGCUUUACUACAAUAAUCUAACCCACAAACCCCCUCCCAGCUAUUUUUUCUCCCCAUCCCAGACUCCUAUGACUGGAGAGGUGUUAACUGUCCACUUAACACAUAUUUCAAAGGACAAUUCAAGGUGAACUACAUGUGCUAAACGAUGUAUUCCAUCUUGUACAUUUCCCAGACCUGAAGAAAAGCUCAUCCUAAGAUUGAUAGCUUGUAUCUUUCACCAAUAGAAGUUAGUCCUGGCUAUGACAACACUGCAUAUAAGAAAACAAAAUAGUAACAGUAAUCAGUUUGGUACAGCAAUCAUGCUUAAACUUUCUUCCAUUUUGAGAUAUUCCCAGUUUCAGCAAUUAUUCCCAAUUUUAAGUACAGGGAAUCUCUCAAACUGGUAAAUCUUUCAAAAUGGAAGACACUAAGUGUAAUCAUUGUCUUUUUAUAAUGGAUUCUCCUGUCGCUUCAAUAGAUAACUUCUUUAGUUUUAAAAAGUUUUUAGAGACACUCACCUCCAAACUAUAUAUUUUUCCUUUAGAACAAAUUCUAACCUCAUUUAAAAAUGCCCUUUCACUCAACUGAGAAAAAGUAAUGUAAUUAUUAUAAACUAGCCACAGUCAAAAUGGUGGUGCGGUUUUGGGUUACUCAGUACAAUAAUGGAGGCUGUAUAUAGACAUUUCAGAGAACAUAGGUUGGGCAAAUAAGCAUUAAAUAAUGUUGAUUUAUGAUCAUGUUUUUACAUUUUAUUCUUUUAAAUAUGAAAACAUUAUACAUUGAGGUGUUAUUUAGAGGACAAAUUACACAAGAAUUACACAUUCUGUGAGCAUUGCACAAUAAUGAAACAUUUUUACAUUUCAAACAUCUUUUCUUGUCAGCUUUCAACAAAUGAGUAAAUUUUUGUUGCAAACAAGUUACAAAGUGCUGUUACUGCAUUUUUGCAAAUUCCCACAAAAAAGGAUCAUGCUUACUAGGAUACUUUUUAAUGUAGUAAACAUUAAAUCAGAAUUAGACUUCUAAAUAGUAAGAUGGAGAAGCUGACCUAUUAAGAUAAUUUAACACACUGAGACAGGUUCAAAGACAGAAUGGUUAUUUUAAAAAAAGGUAAUCAAUAUUCCUAUUAAGAUUUUUUUAAGUUGAUUCUCUAAGAGUAAGUUGCUGACAGCCAGAUCCUAACUGCUUUAUUCCCACAAAUAGUCGGUGGGAAUAUCAGCAUGAGAAGCGCAAGCAAGAAUUAAUCCCAAAAUGUUUUUAUUAAUAGAAAACCAGUCCAUCAAAAAUAGUGCCAUUGCAGCUGAUUCACUAAUCUUUCAACAAUAACUCUAUAACUUUCUAUUACCAUAUGUACUACAAGUUGAAUUUCUGCCCAGCCAGAGGGCCAGCAAGAGGCCUAUGCAUGAGCUAUAUCCAUUUAAAUAUUCCACAUGAUGCAUAGGCUUUUUGAUGGCCCUCUACGCAAGGGUGAAUUUUGGUGAUCACUAGAGGACACAUUUGCAGACACUGAAAUUCAUGGAUGUUUUGCCACUGACUUCUAGAUUUUAAAGCGUGUAGCUUUCAUUGUGUUGCGUGGGAGGGGGAAUCAUGAAAGGUUGAAGCUGAAUGUAAAAUAGACAAGCUAAUGUUACUGAAAUCUAUAAAUUAACUUUCUAUAGAGGCAAUUUAUUUUUUUCCAACAGUUACAAUUCUUUUGUAAUCAAGAAUCUUAAACUUGUUUGUAAGAUCACAAAAACAUGGAGAAUAGGCAUUUUUAGACAGAUUUUUAUAAAGUUUUACAACUAUAUGGCUUUAUCUUUAGUCUUACUUCAUGAGAGUAAUCCUGCUGACACCAGCAGAAUUACCUGCAAAUAGGUGUUAUUCAUAUGAUUAAAGGCUGCAGGAUUAGGUCCAUG